UCACACGGUCUGAGUCGCGGUGGGCGUGGCUAACGGAUUCAGAGCAGAGCAGCAUUACCGCAGCCAGCGUCAACACAAACCAACAAACACGGACUCUAUUUCUGCUCUUAUUUAAUAAACAAACGUCGUAUUUUGCUGAGCGUCCUCUAAUCUGAAGGGAUUCCAGUGAGGGAAGGAGACAUGUCCCAGGAAAAGCCCACCUACCCAAUGAUGGGGGAGAACAACCCCCUCCACAACAAUGUCUACGAACCGCCCAAAAUGGAUGCCUUUGGAAUGCCUCCGCCCAACUACAGCCAGGGUCCAGUGGCCCCUCCGUAUGUGGCACCGGGGCCCUAUGUCCAGUCUGGUUACGGCCAGCCCGGUUUCCAACCUACGGCACCAGGGUUCGGCCCUGCACCGUACCCACAUCCACAGAUGCCAUACCCACAGGCGGGCUACGCUCAGGGGCCGUACGCUCAGGGGCCGUACCCUCAGAGCCCAUACCAGCAGGGGCCCGGCCAGCCUGCCUUUGGUGUAGAUCCUAAUGCUUCUGUAGAGAGCCCUGGAUACCAUGGUGGAGAUGGACCCCCCUCUUACUAUGGCAAUGAUGAGUUUACAAACUCCGGUUGGGAAGAUAAGAGUAUCCGACAGGCCUUUAUUAGAAAGGUGUUUUUGGUCUUGACUGUGCAGCUGCUGGUCACCUUCUCUUUUGUUGCCGUUUUCACCUUUUCAACUGAUGUCAAAGUGUUUGUACGGAGAAAUCGGUGGACGUACUAUGUGUCCUACGCUAUCUUCUUCGUGGCACUCAUCGUUCUCAGCUGCUGUGGAGAGUUUCGCCGCAAGCACCCAUGGAACCUGGUGGCACUGUCCAUCCUGACUCUGAGUCUGUCCUAUAUGGUUGGAAUGAUUGCCAGCUUCUAUGACACAGAUACGGUUAUCAUGGCUGUGGGCAUCACUGUGGUCGUCUGCUUCACCGUUGUGCUUUUCUCUCUGCAGAGCAAAUAUGACUUCACUUCCUGCUGGGGCGUUCUUUUCGUCUGUUUGAUUGUCCUGGUCAUUGCCUCUUUCCUCUGCAUCUUCAUCCAAAACAAAAUCCUGCACAUCGUCUACGCUUCGCUCGGGGCCCUGCUGUUCACCUGCUUCCUGGCUGUGGACACUCAGCUUCUCCUUGGCAACAAGAAGUUGGCCAUCAGCCCAGAGGAGUACGUCUACGCGGCUCUCAACCUCUACACUGACAUCAUCAACAUCUUCCUUUACAUCCUGACCAUCGUGGGUCGCGCCAGGGACUGAGUGCGCCCCCUUCCCGUGAAAAAAGGGAAGUGCAGUCCACUUUACACGGAAUGAUGCAUCACCUCACCUUUCCUCAUUUUCUUUUCUCACAUUCCCUGUAUGUCCAAAUGUACAGGUUGGUCAAUUGCAAAAAUCAACCAAUAGAAAUGUAUUUAAAACCGCUUCCGUGAUUCUGGAGAUGCAUAGUGUGUUUGCAUCCAAACAGCAUGACCGAAAAUUCACCCGACCUCUUUUGCACGUGAUUGACAAUUGAGGGAUAAAGAAAGUGCAAAUAUCAAUGAACGGAUGUUUAUAUGUCGAGAGUAAGGAACACUACUAAUACUAAUGUUCUCCACUAGUCUCUGCAUGAUAGCGAAGAAUGUCACACACACAGAUCCUUCUCCAAACAUUAGCUUGUAAAUAAAAGUCAAAUAAAGCUCACACUCCUCCAGUUCUCGGCAUGAAUAUCUGAAUGUGCUGCUCACUAAUGUGUGCGUUUCUAACAUCACCGCUUUGCAGCGUAACACCACUGAUAUAUAUAGACUCCAAGAUGACAAACGGUUGUACAGUUGACUGUAUUAUCUACAGUAUAAGUAAAUUAAAGCCUGUAUAUAGUUUAUUUCUCUUUCAUUUGAGAGGAAGGUGAGAUGGUGAGGUUGUCUUAAAUCACUCAAAAGGUCAGUAUUUGAGGCUCAAACACUACAUGACUCUUCUUUUUCAUGCUGACUACUUUUUUUUUUUUCAUCCAGUAGAUGUUUUUUGUUUUUUUGAGUGCGUGUGAAUGAGGGAAAGAGACGUGUUCCCUUAUUUUAACUGAUGCGAUUGGAAUAGAUGCUUUUGAAAGUGUCACAAGUUGCAUGUUAACUUGCAAAAAUGUUCCAUGUGCUGGAAAAUAACAGGAUAUUUCUAGGAUAAUUCCUGCAAUUGAUGUUUUUGUGGUUAUUUGUACAGUAAGUUAUUUAUUGAGCUGCCAGAGGGAGUCUGCUGGGUAACGCACAUGGUCAUGUGAUUCAUUUUAAACUGUGCUAGACAAUAAAGAGUGUCUAUUUAAACAUUGAUAGGCAUUUAAGCAAGCAUAUUAAGGACACAUUUUUCUGUAUGUUAAAGAAUAUCCACUGCAGAUGGUUUCAGAUGUGAAUGUAAAAUUUAAUUUAAUUCAUAACAUUCAUUGAAAUGUCAUGUACCCAGACUUGCAUGUGGAGCUGCUGAACACUAAACUGGCUGUGAAAGACGUGAUGGGUGACUUGGGUGGCAUAACCCUUUUUUAAUAAAGUGUUUGUCUUUAUAACUAACUUCUGCGUAAGUAAAGCUAUAGUGGAUUGAGGUGUGUUUGAGCUUUGUAGAUCGAUCUCUUUGCACUGUACAUUUGCAUUAAACUGAAGUUAAAAUAUAUUCCUCUGCAGCCUGUUUGCGUUUCAUUACAAGAAUAAAAUUUAGAGGAAAACA
Molecule: messenger RNA, 2694 nt
Organism: Megalobrama amblycephala (Wuchang bream)
Lineage: Eukaryota; Metazoa; Chordata; Actinopteri; Cypriniformes; Xenocyprididae
Gene: grinaa
Product: glutamate receptor, ionotropic, N-methyl D-aspartate-associated protein 1a (glutamate binding)
Exons: 7
Coding region: 181-1269 (362 amino acids)
Biological process (GO): negative regulation of apoptotic signaling pathway
Cellular component (GO): membrane; Golgi apparatus; endoplasmic reticulum
Source: RefSeq, a predicted model, not a curated record